Stegastes partitus (bicolor damselfish) is the source of this 4053-nucleotide messenger RNA. It is a transcript of the gene mmp14a, whose product is annotated as matrix metallopeptidase 14a (membrane-inserted). Gene Ontology annotation, cellular component: extracellular matrix; plasma membrane. The coding region runs from base 376 to 2046 and encodes 556 amino acids. The record is from RefSeq and is a predicted model, not a curated record. Lineage: Eukaryota; Metazoa; Chordata; Actinopteri; Pomacentridae. Gene Ontology annotation, biological process: zymogen activation; skeletal system development; collagen catabolic process. Gene Ontology annotation, molecular function: zinc ion binding; metalloendopeptidase activity. The transcript has 10 exons.
CCCUCUCUCUCUCUCCCUCUCUCUCUACACGUCCACACGCUACAGACAAUCCUACCAAAGCAAAGGAAGCCAAACUAUGAAGCUUUAGUCUCCAACAGCUGAGCAUUUGUCGCAGUUACCUUAUGUUUUCAGUUUUUUGCGCGUCCAGCUCUGACUCCAGUGGAGUCGCCUUUGCGCACCAGAAGCUGUUUGCUGCGCUCUGAAAGUGUCCAUGUGGAGACUUCUGCCACGUUUGAAACACACGACGGAGUAGCAUCGGUCGAUUUUGUGGGUGUUUCUUUUUUUCUUCCCUGCUGUUUGUUUGCUGUCGGGACGGAUUCGUGUAGAGAGUUAGAGUUCAGAACUUUUUUGGGGGAGUAGUUUGCAGAUCGCAGAAUGCUGCUCCAGCUCCUCACUCUGGCCUGCUGCUUUGGGUUUACCUCCGUCUCUGCAGAUGUCCUAAAAGCCGAGGCUUGGUUGCAGCAGUAUGGCUACCUGCCUCCAGGAGAUGUCAGAGCCCAGGCCAUCCGCUCCCCCAAGUCCAUCGAAACAGCGAUAUCAGCCAUGCAGAGGUUUUAUGGAUUGACUGUCACCGGCUCCAUAGACACCAACACGUUAGAGGCCAUGAGACGACCGCGGUGCGGCGUUGCUGACAAGUUCGGCCCGGAGCUGAAAACCAACCUGAGGAGGAAGAGAUACGCUGUGCAAGGACUGAAGUGGGACAAGUCUGAGGUGACCUUCAGCAUAGAGAACUACACCCCCAAAGUAGGCGAACGAGCCACGUUUGACGCCAUCAGAAGGGCCUUCAAAGUGUGGGAGAGCGUCAUCCCACUCACCUUCAGAGAGAUUCCCUUCAGCCACAUCAGAGGGAAGGUCGACAAGUACGCCGACAUCAUGCUGUCCUUCUCAGAAGGAUUCCACGGCGACAGCACGCCGUUCGACGGCGAGGGCGGCUUCCUGGCUCACGCUUACUUCCCCGGUAACGGCAUCGGAGGAGACACGCACUUCGACCUCGCAGAACCCUGGACCACCGGGAACGUGGAUCAGGGAGGUAAUGAUGUUUUCCUGGUAGCUGUCCAUGAGUUGGGUCACGCUCUGGGUCUGGAACACUCCAAUGACCCCUCCGCCAUCAUGGCUCCCUUCUACCAGUGGUUCGACACCGAGAACUUCCAGCUCCCCGAUGACGACCGCAGAGGCAUCCAGGCAAUCUAUGGAACAAAGUCUGGGGCUCCCCCUCCUCCCCCCCGUCCCACGAAGGCAUCCAACCCCAGCAAGCCGGACCACGGGCCCGACAUCUGCGAGGGACACUUUGACACCAUCGCUAUCCUCAGAGGGGAGAAGUUUGUGUUUAAGGACAAGUGGUUCUGGCGUGUGCGUAACAACAAGGUGCUGCCUGGCUACCCGAUGCCCAUUGGUCACUUCUGGAGAGGCCUGCCUUCAAACAUCAACGCCGCCUACGAGAGGGAUGAUGGGAAAUUUGUCUUCUUCAAGGGUGACAAGUACUGGGUUUUCAGUGAGUCCACCAUGGACAAGGAUUCUCCAAAGACCCUGAGAGAACUGGGAACCGGUCUGCCCAAAGACAAGAUCGAUGCUGCUCUCUUCUACACACCAACAGGACAGACGUUCUUCUUCAGAGGCUCUGAUUACUACCGUUUCAACGAGCAGGCUCGCAGAGUGGACAGCGAUUACCCGAAGCCCAUCAGCAAGUGGAGCGGCGCACCAGACAACAUUAAAGCUGCCAUCAUGAGUGAAGAUGGAUCUUACACUUACUUCUACAAAGCCAACAAGUACUGGAAGUUCAACAACCAGUACAUGAAGGUGGAGUCCGGCUAUCCCAAGUCGGUGCUCAGCGACUGGAUGGGCUGCGAAAGCGAGGAGCCCAAGAAGGGUCGGAAAGAGGUCUUCAUCGAGCCUUCAGAGAGCGGGGCCGGGCCGCUGGCCGUGGUGAUCCCUCUCCUCCUGCUGGUGCUGGUUGUGGUCACUCUGGGAGCAAUUUUGUUCUUUAGGAAGUACGGCACGCCUCGACGCCUCCUCUACUGCCAGAGAUCCCUGCUGGAUAAGGUGUAGACAGAGCAACGGGUGACUGACAGACUGCUGCAGAGGGGGAGAGAGAGAGAGAAUGAGGGAACGAGGGCCGGGUGAAGAUGGAAACGAGAGGAGGAGGAAGAUGCGGAGAUGUGGAGGAAAGACAGCGGAAAUGUGGGACGUUGUGUUAAGUUUUGGGUGGUUUGUAAGUGCCACAAAAGAAAAAAGAAAAAAACAACAACAAGAAAGGCCCUAGAAACUGAAAUCAGGAAAAUGUAUAUUUGUAUGUUAACUAUUUACAUGUACUGUUCUGUGUUCAGAGAUUAAGAACGUACCCGCAAUCUCACAUAGAGAAUGGAAAUAUACAAAGACUCAUCAACAGCUUCCCUCCCGCCUCUCUCCUCUCGCAUCCCAGGUAUUAAAAAAACAUCCCAUCCUUUCCUUUAACUGGACGACUCCAGCUGAACUGCUGUCUGAUUCACUUCUGUGUUUCUGUUUGACUUUUACUCAGAAAUUCAUCAUCUCUGUUCGAGGUUUUUGCUCUGAAAUACAUUUGCUGUCAAAUCCAUCAGGGUUUUUUUUUUUGUUUGUUUUUUUUUCAGGAGGGUGGGGGUUUACUCUGAAAAUCAUUGUUUCAACAUGACAUUUGCCCUUAAAUCCAGUGUUUGAUUGUUUUGUACCACUAAGAAGGCCUGGGAUACAAAAUCAGUACAAAAUGUUUCCACAGCACUGAGUAGUUAUUCUGUCAUCAAGUCGUUCCAGAUUGAAAUCAGUUUGUCUGACUUCAGACAGUUUUAUUGAGACUAAUUACUUCAAGUGUUACUUCAGCGUGAGACGUCUCAAGAACUUUGUUUUUGUGGAAUGAAAAUGCUCAAAGUAAGGUUCUGAAAUAAGUUUUUUUUGGGGGGGGGCCUGAUAAAAGUUCACUGACUCUGUUCAGUUUUUUAGUUAUCAGGGUUUUCUUCCGGCCAAGACUGAAUCAGUCCACAGCAAAUGAGUCUGUGUUGCCUUAUUUGAAAUAAACAUAUGCCUUUUUUUUUUUCUGAUCAUGUGAUAAAAGAAAGGUCUAUUAUGUUUGAGUAAAUGAAACCUCAAUUAACAAAACAUUUUUUUUUCUGUUAUUCUCAAUUCUUAUCAUUUUGGUGAUUUUCCUUUUUGCAGGAUGCCAAAAAUUCCUCUGCACACAAAAGCACAUCCCUUAUGCACAGUGUUAAUAGUGAUUGAUGCAGACUUUGGAACACAUCAGACUUCACAUGAGACAGCUGAGCCCCAGCUGAAAGAUGAUCCUUCUGGUACAAGAACAGGAAUUUGUAUCUGCACAUAUUUGAUGUAAUCACAGCCUCAGACACUCAAAAUUUCAAGACAAACUCAGUGCAAGCAGUCAGAUGGAAAAAAAAAAUAUUUUUAAAUGUGAUGUUUUAUCUCACAAAUGACACUUUUCAAAGACUCCAGUACAAUAAUGUUGAGUACGAGCACAGCUACUUGUCCAACUGGGUCAGUAAGCGGUACGCUUUCCAACAAUAUGGUGCAAUUUUUAAUUGUUAUCGUUUUUAUGGGAAAUUGUUGUUAUUAUAAGUAUGAUUAUUGUUAUUAUUGUUCUCUUGGAAAAGUUAUAAUAAUUUUUUUUUUUUUGCUUUUGUACAUUGUCAUUUGGAGUCCUGCUGGACAGAGGCAUAACAUGGCAAUGAUGGAAAUGAAUCCCGGUUUACAUGCAGCGUGUGGUGAAUUAGAUCAGAUCAGAGGGACAAAUGUGAGUUCAGGGAGUUUCUUUUUUGUAAUGUGAAACACCCCGUUUUACUCAGCUGUUGGCACACAAUAACAAGCAAUGCUAUUUAUGAACUACGACACAGAUGGUGCUCAAUGAUUUUCUUUUAUCUUUUUUUUUACACCAAUCAAAAUUGAAGGUGAAUUGAUUUAGUUAAUAACAAUGAUAAUGGUAAUGAUAUUUAUAAUGAUGAUCUUAUCAAUAAAAUGGAAUGAGAUGUUUUCCUGCCUGUUUUCACUUUUGUAUUUCAUUAGAUAAAGUGAAAUUAAACUAUUUUCUACAAA